Anopheles nili is the source of this 3175-nucleotide messenger RNA. It is a transcript of the gene Ttc7, whose product is annotated as tetratricopeptide repeat protein 7B. Bases 1 to 2469 code for a protein of 822 amino acids. NCBI's taxonomy places the organism in Eukaryota, Metazoa, Arthropoda, Insecta, Diptera, Culicidae. The record is from RefSeq and is a predicted model, not a curated record. Gene Ontology annotation, biological process: protein localization to plasma membrane; phosphatidylinositol phosphate biosynthetic process. Gene Ontology annotation, molecular function: protein binding. Gene Ontology annotation, cellular component: plasma membrane. The transcript has 6 exons.
AUGACUGGACGCGGUCGUAGUGGUGCGACGAGGCUCGAAAACACUAUCGAGCAAUGCCGUAGUGAAGGACGAUGGAAACGAGUGAUAGAAUUAGCCGAGGAGCUAAAGACGGGAUACCCCCAAGAAUGCCUAGCCAACUUUUUAGCGGGCGAAGGAAAGCUGGAAAGCUAUCUCGAGGAACACCCACCGAUCGAGGACAACUAUUCCAAGGCCAAAUUAGGACUGUCCGAGGCGAAACGCUAUCUCAACUCCGUAACAGGCGAGAAUGGCAAGAAGGCUGGCUUUGCUCUGGACUCCCAUUUGUUGCUGGCGAAAUUGUACUUUGCCUGCGGACAGUACGAGGAAUCGUUGCAGAACUUUGUACUAGCGGAAUUGAACACUCUUUCGGAGAAACACCUUUCGCCGCGAAGCAUACGGAUACUUGCGGAAUCGUAUGCCAUCAAAGGGAUGUGUUUGGAGAAAAAGGGCUCAAAAGCACCUUCAAAGUUCAAGCAAGCGGAACAAGAAUCGGAAAUGAUAACGUGUUUCGAGCGAGCGGCUGAUCUGGGUAUCCUGUACCUCCAGGGCCAGGAUAUUACCAACCAAGGCGAAGUGCGUCGCAUGGGCGCGAUCCUUGAGACUGGCCUGCAACGUGCUCCAAUCGUACUGAUUAAGGCAGGCAAAUUACAAAACGCAAUCGACCGGUAUCGCGUUAUGCUGAGUGCGGUGGAAACGAAGGCAACUCAAACGUUGCGCCUCACAUUGGCCCGUCAACUGGCGGAAGUACUGUUACGUGGAGUGUCUGGUACGAUUUACACGCUUCCCGCUAGCAAUACACCAACGCGCUCUGCGUCCGGCGGUAAUAAACGUCUCUGGGAGCCACGCAAAUACUCCGGCCGACAACAGUUCAUUCCAAAGAACCAGCAUGAGGAGACAAUCCUGUUGUUGCUGAUUGCAGAAACGCUUGCGGUGCGUGAUGCCGUGCUUUCUCAAUCGCCCGAAUUCCGAGACGCACGGAUGCAUUCGUUGGGAAACGCCACGGCUAUCUACGACCUGCUCACGUUGGCCACCGUCCGAUGGAACCAGGUCGCACUCUUGCACGAUUCGCUUGAGAAAGCGCUUAAGUUCGCGUUCGGUGAGAGUCAUGUGUGGAAGCAGUACGCAACCUGUCUGAUCGCGCUGGGGCGGUUUAAACACGCAGUGUGUGCGCUUAAGGAAUACUCGAACCUAGAUCCUUCCGACAGCGUAUCCUGCCUAAUGGCCGCCCGCAUUUGCUACGAGCAUCUGGACCAAGUAAGAGAGGGGCUAGUAUUCGCGGAAGAAGCUUUGCGGAAGGAAGCCAAAAGCCCUAUAGUCACGGUCGGGCGACGGUCUAGAGCCCAACUGUACGUAGGCAUCGGUUUGCAGCAAAUGGCUGCCUCAUCUAACCUGGUGUCGGAAAAGGAUCGGUACAAUCGGCUAGCGUUCGAGGCGUUGGAACGCGCUGCCCAACAAGAUGCCAACGACCAUCUGGUCGAAUACUAUCUGGCCUGCCAGCACGCUCUGAAUUACAACAUUACGGAGGCGCUCGUUCACAUCACGACGGCGCUAUCGUUGCGAGCUGAACAUGCCUCCAGUUUGCUGCUGUUUGCCCUCCUACUUACGGCCAACCGACGACCAAAGGAAGCACUCGCCGUGGUACAGGAUGCCGUUGAAGAGUUUCCGGACAAUUUGAAUCUGCUACACGUGAAGGCGCACUUAGAGCUGUAUCUGCGCGACGUUGAGACGGCACUCGAGACGGUGCAGCAAAUGUUUGCCAUAUGGCGCGAGGUCUAUGAGGUUCAGCUGGCAAAUGCCGCCAACGAGCACGACAACGAGAAGCAUUCCGACACGCGCAGUGUCAUUCAGAUGCAGUCAUCUCAAAUGUCCGACAAGGAUUCUAAUUCAAUCCAUGCCGCUUCUCUUGCGGCGUCCCGCAUAGAACACGCGCUAAGCGAAGCGGCUAGUUCGCUGAGCUCGUUCAGUCCUCGGCCCGGUCCACAGAAGGCUUGGAUGAUUCAGUUCAAGAUAUGGCUUCUGUUGGCUGAUGUUUAUCUAGCCAUUGAGCAGCCGAAUGAAGCGAUCAAUUGCAUUCAAGAGGCCAGCCUCAUCAAUCCCGUUUCACACCAGGUUAUGUACAUGCGUGGCCAAAUACACAUCUUCCAAUCGCAGUGGCUUGACGCAAAGCAGUGCUUUUUGAACGCUGUUUCAGCUAAUCCCUACCAUACCGAUGCUUUGCGUGCCCUCGGAGAGGCACAUCUGACGCUCGGUGAACCCCGACUAGCGGAAAAGACGCUUAAGGAUGCGGCCAAAAUCGACCCUAACUGCCCUAAGAUAUGGUUUUUGUUGGGGCGCGUUAUGGAAAGUCUGGGCGAUUACACAGCUUCGGCCGAUUGCAUGGCGACGGCUCUUCAGCUGGAACCGUUCUGCCCCGUACUGCCAUUCAACGCGAUCGGUCUCGUGUUUGAAUAAGGCGAUUAUCCAGUGCAUCUUAACCUUUCUGGUUGCAUCAAUCCUUACACGAUCGAGAUCGAGAUACCGUUCCGUUAGUUGUUUGCACCACAACCUACUGUUCUUAACGAUCGUUGACUAAUUUUAGGACCCCGAUAAUCAAUCACGUGUUACAUCAAACAAAAGACCCUACUCUUCCCUUGUCAGCUAGGUAUACACAUGGUGUGCGUAAGAUCAUAUCAAUUUUUAGUAUUCGAAUGAUGUUGGAAGAAUGGCAGGACUGCCUUUUAGCAAGAUUAAAGUAUUCAGCCACACUGUGUGAGCUAAGAGUAGUAAAGGAUGGGUUCUUCUCCACGGGGAGAUGCUUGAUUAACUAGAUAUGCAUUUGUAUUUGUAUUUUAUUCCUACUUUCUUGACUCGUACGAUGUGUUAUUUCGUUAUAGGUUGUUUUCCUUCCUUUACUGAGGUUUCAGAACAGUUUUGCUUUAUCACUCUGUGAUUUUAUUGUUACCGGUGGAUGGAGAAUUUACGGCAGCGCGUGUAUAUGUGUUUAAUAGGCAAGAGCACCAGACAGGUAUUGAUCGUAUUCCUAAAUGUAUCCUAGAUACCUUAACCUGUACGACGUUCAUAAAUCGUACGUUCAUUCGAGUUUUUGACAUGGGAAGCAUAAUGUAUUGCCGAUUAGAUCUUUAAAGGAAAUGGAUACCAAAAGUAAAAUAAAAACAAA